Molecule: messenger RNA, 2469 nt
Organism: Haliaeetus leucocephalus (bald eagle)
Lineage: Eukaryota; Metazoa; Chordata; Aves; Accipitriformes; Accipitridae
Product: tubulin monoglycylase TTLL3
Biological process (GO): cilium assembly; cilium movement; protein polyglycylation
Cellular component (GO): cilium
Molecular function (GO): protein-glycine ligase activity, initiating
Source: RefSeq, a predicted model, not a curated record
AGAGCCACCCGCAGCUCCCCUCGCCCUCAGGCUGCCGUGGGACAGUGCCACAGGGAGAGCAGCACCACGGGCACACAGCCCCCCCCGCCCCGGCUGGGGACGAGGGCACAGCAGGGGAGCGUGGCAUCCCAGGGGGUGUGCAGCACCGCCAGAACACGCAUGAGGCUCGGCGGGGCGGUGAACGCUGUGUCAGGGACCCCCGGCUCAGUCAGGCAGAGGCAGGCAGGUAGGCGCUUUCUCCCCCUCCCUGCCCACCCCAUGGGGCUGGAGACGUGGGGCCGGCAGGGCUCAGCCCGGGCUGUCCUCGCAGGGCAGGCAGCACCCGCCACCACCAGCCACAACGGCUGCCACCACCUCUCGGUCAACCCUGAGCGGCUCAAGAGGGCCAGGCUGCACGUGGAGAGGGCCAUCAAGGAGAAGAAGAUCUUCAUGGUACAGGGCCCCUACCCUGUCAUCCGCCGCCUGUUGCGGGCCCGGGGCUGGGUGGAGAAGAAGCUCCCUGGCACGGGCAGGGUGGGCAGCCGGCCGGAGCAGCGUCAUGGCAGCCAGGAGAAGCAGCUGCAGGAGGAGGAGGAGGGAAGUGAUGGUGCUGAGCAGGGGGGGCCAGUGCUGGACACCCAGCUGGGGUCGGCAUGCUGUGGGGCUCAGCCUUCCCUGGGGACCCCAGAGCCCCUGGGGUCCCCAUGGCCGCCCAAGGAGGAGGAGGAAGAGGAAGAGUGGUGGGAUGAGGACCCUGAUGGCAUCCAUGAACUCAUGUCCCGCCUGGUGCGGGACCAGGUGCCGUACUUCAUCUGGACGAACCGCCACAGUGCCAUCGACUGCCGGCUGCUGCGGCAGGACCAGGUGGUGAACCACUACACCCGGGUGGGUGCCUUCACCACCAAGGAGGGGCUGUGCCUCAACCUGCGAAACCUGCCCUGGUUUGACCAAGCUGACCCCGACGCCUUCUUCCCCCGGUGCUACCGGCUGGGGGCUGCGGAUGAGCGGCAAGCCUUCAUCGAGGAUUUCCACCUGACGGCAGCUCGCAGCCUACUUAAAGUGGCCCUGGAGAGGGCUGGGGACAUGCCGGCAGGGACGGAGCAGCCCCCAAAAUCCAGCAAGGGGCCAGCAGGGCCAGGGUCCCCCCUGCCCCCCCAGCUGGUGGAGGAGGCCCUGCAGGUCUGCGGGCAGCACCUGGGCAGCCUGGGGCACCAGGACAUCGAUGGGGACCCCCCAUCCCCCUGCAUGACGGGUGCUGGCUGGGACCGCUUCCGACAGGACUACUACCGCGUGGUGCAUGAGGGGGCCGGUCUGGCGCUGAGCGGGGCGCAGCAGGAGCAGUGCCGGGCCCUGCUGCGGCACCUGGGGGGGCGGCUGCCCCAGCUCGGCAUGGAGGGCGACCGCAACGUCUGGAUCCUCAAGCCUGGUGCCAAAUCCCGUGGCAGGGGUAAGGCUGGGGGAAGUGGGGGGCAGGCUCCCCACCGAGGAGGGGUCCCACCGUCACCGCGUCCCCCAGGCAUCGUCUGCACAGUGCGGCUGGAGGAGGUGCUGCAGCUGGCAGGGGGCUGCAUGGCACCCUCGGCGGAGGCGGGCGAGUGGGUGGUGCAGAAGUACGUGGAGCGGCCGCUGCUCAUCUUUGGCACCAAAUUUGAUGUCCGGCAAUGGUUCCUGGUGACCAACUGGAACCCGCUGACCGUCUGGUUUUACCGUGAGAGCUACCUGCGCUUCUGCUCCCGGCCCUUCUCCCUGCGCCGCCUGGACCCUGCCCGGCACCUCUGCAACGUCUCCAUCCAGAAGUGGUACAGGCCGGCGCGGAGCCGGCACCCCCGGCUGCCCCCCGACCAGACCUGGUCCUGCCGACAGCUCCAGGCGUACCUGGCACAGGUGGGGCAGGCGGACGCCUGGCACCAGGUGAUGGUUCCUGGCAUGAAGGCGGCAGUGGUGGGUGCCCUGCGCAGCGCCCAGGACCUGGUGGGGUCCCGCAAGGGCAGCUUCGAGCUCUACGGGGCCGAUUUUGUUUUUGGAGAGGAUUGCCAGCCCUGGCUGCUGGAGAUCAACGCCAGCCCCACCAUGGCCCCCUCCUCAGCAGUGACCAGCCGGCUGUGUGCCGAUGUCCAGCGGGACACGCUGCGUGUGGUAAUCGACCGCAGGGAUGACCCCAACUGCCCCACCGGCGCUUUCGAGCUCAUCUACAAGGAGGCAGCCGUGCCCGUGCCUCUGUAUGUGGGGCUGAAGCUGAUGGUGGAAGGCUGCUCCCUGACGAAGCCCCAGCCAGCACAGCACCGAUCCAGGGGCAAGCCCCCCACUGCUGCGCCCUGUGCCCCUCAGCCCCCUGUGCACCCCAGCCUCUGGCGCAGAGCCACCCAAGGUGCUGCGCCCACCCAGACUGGCACCCUGCGCCUGGACCCUGUGCCCCUGCCCGGGGCAGCCGAGCCCCGCUGCGGGGAGGAGGCACACGGCAGCUCCCCAGGGCAGGCAGAAGAGCUGUGA